Messenger RNA from Arabidopsis thaliana (thale cress), 1953 nucleotides. RefSeq names its product NAC 007 (gene NAC007). The coding region runs from base 534 to 1721 and encodes 395 amino acids. NCBI's taxonomy places the organism in Eukaryota, Viridiplantae, Streptophyta, Magnoliopsida, Brassicales, Brassicaceae. The record is from RefSeq and is marked reviewed. Gene Ontology annotation, molecular function: DNA binding. Gene Ontology annotation, cellular component: nucleus. The transcript has 4 exons. Gene Ontology annotation, biological process: regulation of DNA-templated transcription.
CAAGCUUUUGCAACAAAUAAAGUCCCCCCCCCCUCUCUCUCUAGGUUCAAAAGGACUCACAAGAGAGAGAUAGUAUGAUUGAUAGGGAAAGAGAGAGAGAUGAAAGAAAGUAAAAUAUAUAAUAGAUUAUUAGGACACGAUUGUCAUCUUUUGAUUUGUGUCUUGUGUGCUCUCUCUUUCUUCUCUUCCUCGAUUGAUCUUCUUUAUAUAACCCUACUCUCUUUCUCUUUUCCCAUUCUUUCUAUCAUUCUCCCUUUCUCUCUCGGGAUCUGAUCUCUCUUUCCAGUAACCUAUUCCCGAGGAGCACUGUCAAAUCUUGUCCACUCUUUGAUCUUAUCUCGAUCUCUUUCUCUUUCUAGUCUUGUGUAGUCUUCAAACUUGUGAUGUUAUCUAUAUAGUAAUCACGAGAGAGAAUCAUACAAUAGCUGAAACAUAAAGCUUUCUUAGAAGCUUUAAAAAGGUCUCAUCUGGAUUAUCCUGUUUAAUUUCUAGAGUUUCUUCAGGCAGAUUAUUAACCGAUCAAGAAGACAAACAUGAAUUCAUUUUCCCACGUCCCUCCGGGUUUUAGAUUUCACCCGACAGAUGAAGAACUUGUAGACUACUACCUGAGGAAAAAAGUCGCAUCGAAGAGAAUAGAAAUUGAUUUCAUAAAGGACAUUGAUCUUUACAAGAUUGAGCCAUGGGACCUUCAAGAGUUGUGCAAAAUUGGGCAUGAAGAGCAGAGUGAUUGGUACUUCUUUAGCCAUAAAGACAAGAAGUAUCCCACAGGGACUCGAACCAAUAGAGCAACAAAAGCAGGGUUUUGGAAAGCCACCGGAAGAGAUAAGGCUAUCUAUUUGAGGCAUAGUCUAAUUGGCAUGAGGAAAACACUUGUGUUUUACAAGGGAAGAGCCCCAAAUGGACAAAAGUCUGAUUGGAUCAUGCACGAAUACCGCUUAGAAACCGAUGAAAACGGAACUCCUCAGGAAGAAGGAUGGGUUGUGUGUAGGGUUUUCAAGAAGAGAUUGGCUGCAGUUAGACGAAUGGGAGAUUACGACUCAUCCCCUUCACAUUGGUACGAUGAUCAACUUUCUUUUAUGGCCUCCGAGCUCGAGACAAACGGUCAACGACGGAUUCUCCCCAAUCAUCAUCAGCAGCAGCAGCACGAGCACCAACAACAUAUGCCAUAUGGCCUCAAUGCAUCUGCUUACGCUCUCAACAACCCUAACUUGCAAUGCAAGCAAGAGCUAGAACUACACUACAACCACCUGGUACAACGAAAUCAUCUUCUUGAUGAAUCUCAUUUAUCGUUCCUCCAACUUCCUCAACUAGAAAGCCCUAAGAUUCAACAAGAUAACAGUAAUUGCAACUCUCUUCCUUAUGGAACAAGCAACAUCGAUAAUAACUCGAGCCAUAAUGCUAACUUGCAGCAAUCAAAUAUCGCGCAUGAGGAACAAUUGAAUCAAGGAAAUCAGAACUUCAGCUCUCUAUACAUGAACAGCGGCAACGAGCAAGUGAUGGACCAAGUCACAGACUGGAGAGUUCUCGAUAAAUUUGUUGCUUCUCAGCUAAGCAACGAGGAGGCUGCCACAGCUUCUGCAUCUAUACAGAAUAAUGCCAAGGACACAAGCAAUGCUGAGUACCAAGUUGAUGAAGAAAAAGAUCCGAAAAGGGCUUCAGACAUGGGAGAAGAAUAUACUGCUUCUACUUCUUCGAGUUGUCAGAUUGAUCUAUGGAAGUGAGCUGAAAGAGAAGACAUAUAAAUGCAUAUAUACAUAUAUAUAUAUACGUACACACGAACACUAAUCAAGUGUAGAUGAUGAUGAUGGUACAGAUUUAUAUUUGCUUUGAUUGAUUCUUACUACAUUAUUGAACUUAUGUCAUAUGCAUAUAUACAUUGCGUAUCUAUGCAUAUUUAUACUUGUACUCAAUAUGAUUAACCAUAUAUAAACUCUAAUCUAAAUGUAACUCCAA